This is a messenger RNA of Anopheles marshallii, 1479 nucleotides long. Its product is annotated as adenosine deaminase 2-like. The transcript has 3 exons. Gene Ontology annotation, biological process: inosine biosynthetic process; adenosine catabolic process. Gene Ontology annotation, molecular function: adenosine deaminase activity. Lineage: Eukaryota; Metazoa; Arthropoda; Insecta; Diptera; Culicidae. The record is from RefSeq and is a predicted model, not a curated record. The coding region runs from base 1 to 1479 and encodes 492 amino acids.
AUGGCUCGCCACUCGUACGAUGAGUUUUGCCGGCUGCGUCAGGAGUUCUUCAACCAGGAACAGGAUCGUGGACUUGGCGCUGAUUUGGUGCUCAGUGACGACGAGGAACGGCUUAACCGGUAUGUGAUGAACCUCAAGCAGCAGGAACUCGCCAAGGGUGUGGAGAAUCCGUACGAGCUUAUUUCAGCCAGACAUUUCUUCGAGAUGGUCGCGCGCAUAAACGAGUCGCCACUGUUCAAACUGAUCCAGCAGAUGCCAAAAGGUGGCGUUUUACAUGCACACGAUACGGCCAUCGGUAGCACGGAAUUAAUCGUGCGAGCAACCCGACACGAACAUCUUUGGCAGAGUGGAAACAUUCCGCAGACGGACCGUGACCCGAUGCCGGUGUACAAAUUUUCACGCACCAAACCAACUACUGAAGGUGAUUGGCGUUUGGUGGCGGAUAUUCGUACCUCGAUCGGUAACGAAGCGUACGAUGACGCCAUCCGAAAGAUGUUCACCCUGUACACGAAGGAUCCACUAAACGCUCACCGUGACAUAAACGAUGUUUGGCGCAAGUUUAUGGCGUUAUUUAUCUGCUUCGAGCCAAUGGUAACAUACCGCCCGGUCUGGGAAGAAUACUUCUACGGAUGCUUGGAAGAGUUGCUUGCUGAUAACGUCACUUACUUGGAGUUUCGAGGACUGCUACCGCCGGUUUACGAUCUGGACGAUCGUACAUACUCCCCCGAAGACAUCGUUCAGAUGUACGUCGAUCAGUCGGAAAAGUUUCUCCAAGCUCAUCCCAAGUUUAUUGGCGUUAAGUUUAUCUACGCGCCGCUAAAAUUCUGUGACGAUAGCACAUUCGACGGCUACCUCACUCUGAUUCAGAAGCUUAAAGAACGCUUCCCGAACUUUAUCGCCGGCUUUGAUCUCGUGGGACAGGAAGAUCUCGGACGGCCGCAUACGGACUUCAACGAGCGGCUGCUUCAGUUGCCAACUGCAAUUAACUUCUUCUUCCACGCUGGUGAAACCAAUUGGAUUGGACGACGGGACGAAAAUUUGAUCGACGCUAUCCUGUUGGGAACGAAACGAAUCGGUCACGGAUUUGCCGCUCUGAAGCAUCCGGUCGUACUCGAACAGAUUAAGAAGCGGCAGGUGUGCAUCGAAAUAAACCCCAUCUCUAACCAGGUGCUGAAGUUGGUUCAAGAUUUUCGCAACCACCCGGGCGCAUUCUACUUCUCCGACAACUAUCCCGUCGUCGUGUCUUCGGACGAUCCAUCCUUCUGGUGUGCAUCGCCAUUGAGCCACGACUUUUUCGUCGCCUUCAUGGGACUGGCGUCGGCCCGAGCUGACAUACGGUUGCUGAAAAAGCUGGCACUUAACUCGAUCGAGUACAGCUCGAUGGAGCCCGAUGAGAAAGCUCGGGCUGUACAGAAGUGGACCACUGGUUGGAACAAAUUUGUUGAAGAUACACUUAAAACUGUUCCUGCUGAAUUUUAG